CGUGUCACGGCUGCGUUGUGAUUUUCCGCAGGCCCGCAGGGAAUCUCCGUCACCACCGCCACCGAGCCCGAAGCCGACCCACGCCAAAAGCACUCAACUCCUCGCGUCCCUCGCUCCCCUCCCCUUUCCCCCGUUCUUCAGUUUCGUUUCUCUCCUCAAUCCCCCGACUCGAAUCUCGCGAUACGUAGGGGCGGCGAGGCGACCGUCGCCGCACCGGAGGAGGGCUCGCGGCGGAGGAGGUUUCCGGAGCGGGGCGAUGGACGCGGCGGCGAGCAACGGCGGGCUGCUGUACCACGAGGUGCAGGAGGGGAAGCUCUGCGCCGUGCACUGCGUCAACACCGCCCUGCAGGGGCCCUUCUUCUCCGAGUUCGACCUCGCCGCGCUCGCCGCCGACCUCGACCAGCGGGAGCGCCUCGUCAUGCUUGAGGGCUCCCAGAGCCCCGGCGCCGCCAACGCUGCCGCCGGGGACUUCCUCGCCGAGGGAUCCCACAACGUCUCCCUCGGAGGCGAUUUCAGCAUCCAGGUUUUGCAGAAAGCCCUGGAGGUUUGGGACCUCCAAGUUAUUCCCCUUGAUUCCCCAGCUGCAGGGUCAUCCCUAUUCGACCCUGAGCAGGAGGUUGCUUUCAUUUGCCACCUUCAGGACCACUGGUUCUGCAUCAGGAAGGUGAAUGGGGAGUGGUACAACUUCAACAGUCUCUACCCAGCUCCUGAGCACCUGUCAAAGUUUUACCUCUCAGCUUUCAUCGACACCCUGAAGGGGUCAGGCUGGAGUAUCUUUGCAGUUAGAGGCAAUUUCCCUAAGGAGUGCCCUAUGGCAACUGAAGGCUCUAAUGGUUUCGGUCAGUGGCUUACCCCUGAUGAUGCCCAGAAGAUAACAGCCUCCUGCAACCAGGUUCAAACACCUACGCACCAGGUGCAAUCCCCUCUACUUGGCCAGCAAUCAGAAGGGAUGAGUGAAAUGGACAUGAUUGCCGCACAGCAGGAAGAGGCUGAUCUGAAUGCUGCAAUAGCCGCUAGCUUGAUGGACGCAGGGGGUCCAUUUUCCAGCUAUCAUGCAGCUCAAGAAUCUAGCAAGCCACAGGAUGCUCCUGCUCCUAUUAUUGAAGCAACUUCGAGCAAAGACAGUAACCCGGAAGAAGCUGAUAAAUCUGAACCAAGCGCUCCUCCCUGUGAGGACACCCAGGAGCCAGCUUCAGGAAGCGACACCAAAAAGGAGGUUUCUUCUGUAGAGGAAAAAGAAUCAGCAAAAGAAGAUUAGGAUGAGCUAGACUAGAGAGUGCGCCUCCCUAUGAAGAUUUUCAGUUAGUCUUUUACCGGGUUAGAACAUACAAACAGAAAGCAAGAGAGAGGGAGGCGUCUAAAACUGCCCUCCAUUCCAGUGGAGUAGUUCUGCUUUUUCUGAUUUCAGAAUGCCGUAUACAAAUUGCAUAGUCUGAACUGCAUGGGUUUAAACUUAACUGGUGUAACGGUUGUGUGCAAUCUGCAUAGAGACUUAAGUGGCGGUUUUGAACCUGUUUUUUC
Molecule: messenger RNA, 1521 nt
Organism: Panicum hallii
Lineage: Eukaryota; Viridiplantae; Streptophyta; Magnoliopsida; Poales; Poaceae
Product: putative ataxin-3 homolog
Exons: 2
Coding region: 257-1258 (333 amino acids)
Biological process (GO): protein deubiquitination
Cellular component (GO): nucleus
Molecular function (GO): cysteine-type deubiquitinase activity
Source: RefSeq, a predicted model, not a curated record